ACGUCAUUAUUCUGACGCCUGCUGCGGUAUUUUGUUUGUUUUUAUUUUAUACCAAAUCUAUAAUUUCGUUUUCUAACAUAAUUUUUACAUUUACAAGAUUGGUAGUGGAUACCUUUUAGGCCAGCUGAAUGUAGAAAUUUCCAGGACUAUACAUUACCAGUACAAACAAAAUAUUUCAAUGAAAGUCCUGUUAUUAGUGUAAAACACAACAGAUGCAAAAGCCUAAUAUUUUGAUAAAUUCGAUUAAAUUAGUGCUAAAGUCUUUCAAAUGCCGAAAAAGAAAAACCAGUGCCGUCUCAAUACUGGAGAUUUUUCAAUAAAUGACUCAGCCAAUGCACCAAAGCCAGUGAGCCGAGUUAAAAAGUCAACUACUGUAGAAAAUGUCCCUCCUGAACUUUCCUGGGAUGAAAUCCCUGAUGAUGAUUUCGACAUUGUUGAGGAAGUGAACUCAGAUGGAACUAAAAACUUUGUGUACAAGAAAAAGAAGCGAAGUACUAAAUGUGAGCAAGAAAACAUAGAAGACCGCCCUGGAAUAGAAUACCCAGAAAUUGUGUGGUAUUUGAUAUCAAAAUAUAUAAAACCUGAGGAUAUCGGGCGUUUUGCAGGGAUCAAUAAAGCCACUUAUGCUAUAACAAAAAGGGAGUCAUUUUGGAGAGAGCUAUAUUCUACGUAUUGCGAAUACUCUCGUAGCCUACCUACAAGUCUGAGGUUGGAGAAUAGUUUUAAAUAUUAUGGAUUAAGACAAAGAGUAAUACGAGCACUGCAUUACACUUAUGAUGUGUUUACUAAGAGGGUUGUUGUCCUGUCAGCCCAUGAUAGCCGGCCACAUGAGUUGGUGCGGAGGCGCUGCGUCAAUGUCUGGUACCUGAAAUGCAAUUCGUAUUGGGUUGUUUACUUCAAGUUUAAGAAGAUUCAUCCUCUGCAGAAAAAUGAAUCAAGUAUUGCUGCUGACUUCAUAGAGGAGCUCGGAAGAAUAGAUGCUAAUCCAGAGGAAGACUCAAAGGUUUUGCAGGUAACCUCCAUAAACUUCUGCCAAGUGCCUCCACUGAUGGGCAUGACCUUAUCUUCUGUCAGCGUAGUGUUAUCCCCAGGGUUCAGGCACCACCGAAUGCAGUUGGGGUUUAACAGCGGGGUACAUAACAUAUCCAGGGACAUAUUACCAGAAUGUUCCGUAGUUCUAGACACUGUGCUCAAAAUAGCGGUUCACGACUGGUGGAAUCCGAAAUAUCCUUAUUUUGACAACCAGUUGCCUGCCAGAGAUGAGGAAUCCAAGCCAGUGCUGAAGGAGAGUUUCUUCACGUCAUGUGAUACUGAUUUAGGAUAAGUGUGAUGUGUGUAGAGAUAAAUAAAUGAAUGUUAUAAUUUUGUUACGA
Messenger RNA from Plutella xylostella (diamondback moth), 1373 nucleotides. It is a transcript of the gene fsd, whose product is annotated as transmembrane protein fates-shifted. The record is from RefSeq and is a predicted model, not a curated record. Gene Ontology annotation, cellular component: SCF ubiquitin ligase complex. Gene Ontology annotation, biological process: regulation of protein stability. NCBI's taxonomy places the organism in Eukaryota, Metazoa, Arthropoda, Insecta, Lepidoptera, Plutellidae.